AUGAAUUUAUUUCUUCGUCGUUUAAUCGUUACUACCCCAAAAUGCUCGUCGUUUUUCUUACGGCGUCAUGUAGCUCAUUUUACAUUUUUCAAAGAUCAACCUGAUCCAUCUUAUGGUCCUACUAAAGAAAUGAAUCUAUGUCAAACAAUCCAAAAUACACUUGAUAUUACACUUGGCAAUGAUCAUACCGCUAUUAUAUUUGGUGAAGAUGUUGCUUUCGGUGGUGUUUUUCGAUGUACAACAGAAUUAAGAUCGAAAUAUGGUGCUGAUCGUGUGUUCAAUACACCACUAUGUGAACAAGGUAUUAUCGGGUUUGGAAUAGGUGCCGCUGUCGCUGGAACAACAGCUAUUGCUGAAAUACAAUUUGCUGAUUAUAUUUUCCCCGCUUAUGAUCAAAUUGUAAAUGAAGCAUCAAAGUAUCGAUAUCGCUCACAGAAUUUAUUUAAUUGUGGCAAAUUAACUAUUCGUUCACCAUGGGGCGCUGUAGGACAUGGUGCACUAUAUCAUUCACAAUCGCCUGAAGCACAAUUUAUGCAUACACCUGGUCUUAAAGUUGUCAUUCCACGUGGUGCUAUUGAAGCUAAAGGUUUACUUUUAUCAUGUAUUAAAGAUGAUAAUCCAUGUAUAUUCUUUGAACCAAAAAUACUUUAUCGAUCAGCUAAAGAAGAUGUUCCUAUAAAAGAAUAUACAAUUCCAUUAUCAAAAGCUCAAAUAAUACAUGAAGGAUCUGACGUAACACUUGUUUCAUGGGGUACACAAGUUCACGUACUUCGAGAAGUUGCACAAAUGGCGGCAAAAGAAAAUAUAUCAUGUGAAUUAAUUGAUUUACGAACUAUUUUACCAUGGGAUGUGGAUACAAUUUGUCAAUCAGUUAGUAAAACUGGAAGAUUAUUAAUAAGUCAUGAAGCACCCAUAACUGGUGGAGUUGGAGCAGAAAUAGCGGCAACAGUUUCUAAAGAAUGUUUCUUAAAUCUCGAAGCACCAAUAGAACGUGUUUGUGGUUAUGAUAUUCAUCCAAUUCCACAUGUUGAUAUUCCACUUGAUAUUCCUCGUUUUUCAAUUGAUCUUCAUCCAAUCGAUCGAUGGUCAACUAUAAUAUCGAAUUUUGUUCAACCUAUGCGUGAAUUUAAUGAUGAAACUCAUAAUCAUAUUCCUCGACCAUAUCAUGAUGAAUUCUAUUCAAUAGCUCGAGCAAUACCAAUGCCAUUAGCUGAUAUUGUUUCUAUUAAUCUUGUUUAUGAACUUCGUACCUAUUGUACAAGUUUACUUGUUCGUACAAUAAAUAAUACUAUUAUACACGGUCGAAAUCUUGAUUUUGAUUUUAAUACAGAUUUACUUCGUCCUGGUUCAAUUGGUUUAUUAACUAGUUUACAUCAAGGUUAUUUUAGUUUACGUAUUAAUCAACGACAAAUAAAUGAUAAACAUUGGUGGAUGAAUGUAUUAAUAUCUAUUUUACAUUUACAUUCAAUGCCUUUAUUUAUUUUUACACGUUUUAUUUUUGAUAAUCCAUAUAUGUCUUAUAACGAUAUGAAAUAUGCACUUGAAAAUCAACAUUUGAUUGCAUCCGUUUAUUUUAUUUUAACUGAUGGUCAAUCAUCAGAUCAUCCAUUAGAUGGUCUAAGACGAACAACAGCAAAAAAUAUUCUUCAAACAUUGAAUUUAACACAAAUGACAACAAAUAAUAUUUUUAAUAUUGUUUUAUCUGUUAUACCAGUACUUAAUAAAAUUACAAUUUAUACAGCUAUUAUGAAUCCUGGUGAAAAACAAGAGAUCUUUGCAAAAAUUCGUACAUUAAAAUAG
Messenger RNA from Rotaria sp. Silwood1, 1800 nucleotides. The record is from the annotation of a GenBank genome assembly. NCBI's taxonomy places the organism in Eukaryota, Metazoa, Rotifera, Eurotatoria, Philodinida, Philodinidae.